ACAGACCCAAUAUCAACAAAAUAUUAUAUAACCUUAAAAGUUUAUGAACAAGAGAAAAGGUUUCUAAAUAUUUUUGAAAUUUAGAUAAAAUGUGAUUCAAAAACAGUGAUACAAAGAACUUUAUUAUUAGAGGGAAAAUCGCUGUUUCUUAUGAUAGUAAAUAAUGGCAUCGCCAACAACAUCAUCCGGAAGUCAAACAUCCUGGGAGCCGCACCGGCUCACACAUAUCAAGCCAUCCUUUGACAAUCACGAGAUGGCCCUUGCUAAUCGUAAGGAUCUAUGGCACAAAUUUAUCAUUUUCGACGGUGCCCUGUAUGGACGAACCGAUAUCUUACGCGCUGUAAUAACCGCCUGCGAACCAGCUGUUUUAAUACCGAUUAUGUACACUAUCGAGGAUAAAAAGAAAAGUAGUUUUUUGGCGAAAGGCAGCAGCAAUACUAUAGAAAAUAUAGUGAAGCAAGGAUUGUGCGUAACACUACCUGGUGGACAAGAGGUACACAUGGACAUUGUAUUAGGAUUCCUUAGCACGCAGGAGUUGCAAGUGAACACAAAUAGAAUCAUAGCACAAGCCUUGCAUGCUAGAUAUGAACCUGUGAAGAAGAUAUUCAAUCUGGACGAUUUUGAAAACGAGAAGACAUUGGGUUCAAUAUUCUGUCCUAUUUCAAUACCGAAAAUUCUGGAUAUGGUCCUGCGUUGUAGCAAAAUGGGGAUUAUGGGCAACAGUCGCGAGUCUCAGCAAUCGCGAUUAUCCGUUCGUGAAUUGAGUAUGAAGUACAAUAAGCUCACAGCUAUCAUUCUGUUUGACAAGUUCUUCAACUACCAUCUGACUAAGCUAGAUUUAAGACACAAUCAGAUUUUGGAUGUGGAGUAUCUACAUUAUUUUUCCGAGUUCAAAAUAAGCGAACUUUGGUUGGAUGGAAAUCCAUUGUGCAACAAGUAUACUAACUCUCAAGAGUACAUACAGGCAGUAAAAAAUGUUUUUCCACAUUUACAGAAGUUAGAUGGAAUUGUAAUAGGAAUGGAAAAGAAAUUUGUGCCAAGUGUGCAAAGUAAUUAUCUUGGAAAUGGAACAAAAAUAUCUCUGAUCAAGCAAUUUGUCAAGCAUUUCUUUACACUAUACGACCAAGAAGAUAGAAUAGUUAUGAAUGGUUUGUAUGACAGAAACGCAUUCUAUUCCAUGACAUUAGGUACUAUAACAAAUCAUGUACAUAAAGACAUUGUCAAGACAUUCUCCACAAAUAGAAACUUAUUGAAAUUUGUCGAUUAUGCUAAAUGUAAUGAAUUUCUAUUUUGUGGACCUGAAAAGAUAAUUACUGCUUUACAACGACAACCACCAACGAUACAUAACUUCAAAACAUUUUAUAUUGACUUAUUAUAUGAAGAAGAUAAUUAUCUAGUUAUUUCGGUUCAAGGAUUAUUUUCAUAUCGAGUAUUACUCUGCCCACCUAUGUUCUUCAAUAGAACUUUUAUUAUCAUCAAAAAAGAAGAUAAUGAAUACUGUAUUGUCAAUGAUCAAUAUUAUAUCGAUGGUACACCAGCCAAUACAUUUAACGAAACAAAAUUUGAACAAAAACCCGCACCUAAAUUUACUCCAACAGUACUCAGUGUGUCAGAAAAGGAACAAUUGCUAAGAUUUUUACGUGAGCUUACUACAAUGAAUAUUCGAUAUUGUUAUAAAUAUCUUCAAGAUACAGGCUGGGAUAUAAGAAAUGCAAUCACUACAUUUAUGAAGAAUUAUGCUGUUAAUGACGUUCCUCCAGAAGCUUUUCAAUAAAUUUGUAAUCUCAAA
Camponotus floridanus (Florida carpenter ant) is the source of this 1789-nucleotide messenger RNA. RefSeq names its product nuclear RNA export factor 1. The transcript is spliced from 2 exons. NCBI's taxonomy places the organism in Eukaryota, Metazoa, Arthropoda, Insecta, Hymenoptera, Formicidae. Bases 164 to 1774 code for a protein of 536 amino acids. Gene Ontology annotation, molecular function: RNA binding; protein binding. Gene Ontology annotation, biological process: poly(A)+ mRNA export from nucleus. The record is from RefSeq and is a predicted model, not a curated record. Gene Ontology annotation, cellular component: nucleus.